CAUCCAUAUGAACCACAACUUGUGUAGAAAAUAGUCCAAAGAGUAUAUCAUUUGGAGAAAGUAAAGACAUUAAAUCUGCAAGGCUCUUAUCUUUAGCAAUAAUUGUUGUUAAGAGAAAUGGCUUAUGCUGCUCUUUCUUCACUUAUGUAUACAUUAGAACAACUCUUCAAACCUAACCAAUCUUUCGUUUGUCGAAGUUGUACACAACAACAUGUCGAAUCUCUCCAAAAAAAUCUUUCUGCUCUGCAAGAUUUUCUUGACGAUACCACAAAGGAUAUUGAAACUCUUAAGUUAAUAGAAAAGAGGAUCAGAGAUGUAAUAUACAAAGCAGAAGAUAAAGUUGAUUCAACUCUAAGAAGCAUCAUUCUAGCUGAUUGCACAGAGAGUAGAGAAGGGGCUUGUAAGUUGUUUGAGGAAGAAUUGGUACUAGUGGAAAAAGAUGUUGAUUCUCUAAGGAAAGAGGUGAUGCAGAUGGAGUUUAACAAGCAUGGAACAAGAUAUGAAACAACUCCAUCCUCACCACAAAAAAGUAGUAUUGAUGAAGAAAAUACUAUUAUUGGGAUGGACGAUGAAUUCAACACCAUACUUGAUCGCCUCACUACCCAAACAAACGAGUUAACUGUCAUACCCAUUUUUGGUAUGGGCGGUAUCGGUAAGACAACUCUUGCCAAAAAAGUUUAUGAUGAUUCAUAUAUUCGCUCUCGAUUUGAUAAACAUGCAUGGGUUACUAUCUCUGAAGAUUUCAACCAGAGACAAAUGCUUCUUGAAGUUGCCUCUUCAAUUACCGGAAGCAAUCAAGAGAAGAGCGAUGAUCAACUAAUGGAGAUUGUCUAUAAAGGUCUCAAGGGUAGGAGAUUUCUAAUUGUCAUAGAUGAUAUUUGGAGUACUGAAGCAUGGGACCAAAUGCAAAGAAUAUUCCCAAAUGAUAAGAAUAAAAGCCGAAUUCUAUUAACCACUCGUCUCAAGUAUGUUGCCGAUAAUGUCAGCUGUCCUGAGUUUCCACCUCAUUGUAAGUCUUUUCUUAGUCUAGAUGAUAGUUGGAAUCUAUUCACCGAAAAAUUAUUCAAAAAAGAUUCAUGUCCUCGUCAACUUGUAAAACUUGGGAAGCACAUUGUACAACAAUGUCAAGGAUUACCUCUCUCAAUUAUUGUUGUCGCUGGACUUCUUGUGAAAAUGGACUUAACGCGUGACAACUGGAAGAAGGUUGAGGAAAAUCUGAAGUCAUUCUUUGGUACGGUGUCCGAACGGUGCCAAUCAAUUCUUUCUCUGAGCUACAAUUACUUGCCCCAAUAUUUGAGCGCUUGUUUUCUCUAUGUUGGAGGUUUUCCUGAAGAUACGGAGAUUGGUGUUUCCAAGUUGAUUAGGCUGUGGAUUGCUGAGCAAUUCAUAAAGGCAAGAAGCAAUAAAAGGUUAGAAGUGGUGGCAGAGGAGUAUCUACAAGAGUUAAUUGAUAGAAGUCUAAUUUUGGCUGGUAAACAAAGGGCUAAUGGAAGGAUGAGAAGUUGCAAAAUUCAUGAUCUUCUUCGCCAACUAUGCCUAAGUAAAGCUCAUACUGAAAAUGUUGUGCAUGUCAUGAAUGGGAAUGUUGUCGAAGCCAUAGAUGAUCAACGUCGAAUGAUCCUUCUGUCUGAAGUUGAAGAGAAGCAUGAUUAUUAUAGUAUGAUGCAACAUAGCAGUGAUAUAGUUCGCACCUUUAUUUCAAUGCAAGUAGAUUUUCCAACACAGAUUGUUUCACAGUUCAAGUUGCUUAAGGUAUUGGAUGUAUUAUCAAUUGAUUACGACUUCUCUAGUGUAAUAUCUGAGCUUGUACAAUUGAGAUAUGUUGCUGCAAGAAUUAGGGAAGCUGUUUCAGUAGCCAAAUUGAGAAAUCUACAAACCAUAAUUCUUCAAAGUCUUGAAAGGAAUGAGUUGAAGCAGGCAAUAGAUAUCUGGAGAAUGACAGAGCUAAGGCAUGUGGAUAUCAGAUCGCCACUAUAUAUAUCUAAUCCUCUUGAGGCAGAAAAUCCUUUGUUUCUGAAUAACUUGCAAACACUUUUUCUCCAUUAUUCACCUUUUGUUGCGGAAAUCAUCAGAAGAAUUCCCAAUCUAAAAAAGCUAAAGAUUGUAGAUGAUUCUGAGAAUCUUGAUUGGCCUGCUAUUCUUGAUUCUCUUAGUCUUAUACAGGAUCUGGAGACACUACACAUAAAAACCAUGAAAUGGAUGGUUUUCUCUGGGGAAAAUUUCCCUCCUAAUCUCAAGCAAUUGAAAUUAACGCAUACUUAUAUACCAUGGGAAGUUGUGGAAUUGCUCGCCAAUUUACCCAAUCUUGAGGUGCUCAAAGGGUAUCAUGCAUUCGAUGGCACAUACUGGAAAUUAGAUGAAGAUAUUGUGUUUCACAAUUUAAAAUAUCUACUACUGAGUGGGUGCUAUUAUCUCAAAAGGUGGGAAGCAGAACCUGCCAAUUUUCCGAAGCUUGAGCAACUAAUACUGGAUAAUUUUUCUGCUAUGAAGGAGAUUCCGGAGAGUAUUGGAGAAAUAAUGACACUAAAAUUCAUCCGAGUAAUAUGGUGCAGCUCCGGUGUAGAGAAAAGUGCAAGGAAGAUCCAAGAAGAGCAAGAAAGCUUUGGAAAUUAUGAUCUUCAACUUCAAAUUACUCCUAAGUUUUGGUGAUUGCGUAAAAGCAAUGGAAGAUGAAGAGAGACAAGGGUACUUGAAGGAAGCUGGUGAUGAUUAUAUAUUUCGACAUCUUCUCAAUUUGGUAAAGCAGAUAAAAUCGUCAUUUUAUAUUUGCUGGGAAGAUCUAGGGCUCUACAUAUACAGGGUUGGUUAAUGCCACUUUUAGCUAUCUCUGUGUUCUUGCUUACAACAUGACUUGAACCCUCGACCAAUAUAAUUAGUUAGAGGUGGAGGUGUUUCACCAACUGAUUUAUAGAGUUUGAAUUUCAAGAUUGUAGAAAAAACGAUUAGAAAUGUAGUAUACAAAGCAGAAGAUAGAGUUGAUUCCAAGAUUGUAGAAAAAACGAUUAGAAAUGUAGUAUACAAAGCAGAAGAUAGAGUUGAUUCCAGCAGAGGUGAAGUCAAAACUUGA
Solanum lycopersicum (tomato) is the source of this 3067-nucleotide messenger RNA. RefSeq names its product putative late blight resistance protein homolog R1B-16. Lineage: Eukaryota; Viridiplantae; Streptophyta; Magnoliopsida; Solanales; Solanaceae. The record is from RefSeq and is a predicted model, not a curated record. Gene Ontology annotation, biological process: defense response to other organism. Gene Ontology annotation, molecular function: ADP binding.